Molecule: messenger RNA, 451 nt
Organism: Colletotrichum navitas
Lineage: Eukaryota; Fungi; Ascomycota; Sordariomycetes; Glomerellales; Glomerellaceae
Exons: 2
Coding region: 1-306 (101 amino acids)
Source: RefSeq, a predicted model, not a curated record
AUGGAUAUGGUGCGUGACAUCAGAAAUUUGCAUCUCGGCGAAGCUCCUUCAGAUGAGACAAAGAAGAGUGUUCCCAGCCAGAAGGAACCCAAAACUCCUCUAGGAGAGAGGAAGAAGAGCUCACUUAAUCUGAAGGAGACCGAAGGAACUAUCUCUGGCAAGAAGGAGAGAAACAUUCUGGACUUGAAAGGCAGUAUCAAACGUUCCAUGAGUCAGAUGCCCAAACCACAGAGACCCCAUACAAACCUGGGUGCGGUUUUCGAGCCACUGGCUCAAGAGGAACGCCCAAUGGAGCCCACUGCUUGAGGGGAACAAUGGGAGUCAGGAGUCGCUGGGGAAGGAUGUGUAGGGAAAAGGCUUUUCUCAUGGAGGUUCAUUCUUGACCGUAACGACUAGAGGAAGCAGUUUACUAGUGAGACUCAGGUUGUCGUUAUCUGCUUUAAUUUACUUG